GACACCACCUCAGGUCAAAGUCCUCGGGAUCAUCCACAGCCCCCCCGCACUGCUUCUCACCUGUAUCCGGGCGGAGAUGAAGUGUCCACGGGUAGCCGCAGGGUCGCAUGGCCCGCUGCUGCUGCUGCUGCUGCUGGUCGCAGGUGUUUGCGUGGACAGCUAUAAACCGGUCAUCAUCGUGCAUGGCAUCUUUGAUGGACCACAGCAGUUCCAAAACCUGUCAAGGUUCAUAAAGAAGGUGCAUCCAGGCACUGAGGUCACAGUGAUCGACUUGUACGAUGACCUGUUGAGUCUGCAGCCGCUGUGGAAGCAGGUCCCAGACUUCAGGCAGUCCUUCAACUCCAUCAUGAAAAAUGCUCCUGAUGGCGUCCAUCUUCUGUGCUUUUCACAAGGUGGUCUAAUUUGUCGAGCACUUCUCUCCACGACACCCAACCACAACGUGCACACCUUCAUUUCACUGUCAUCCCCACUGGCUGGACAGUACGGAGACACAGACUACCUGCAGAAGGUAUUCCACAAAACCUUAAAGAAGAAUGUGCAUUUUAUCUGCUACAACAAAUUCGGUCAAAAAGUGUCUAUUUGUGACUACUGGAACGACCCUCACCAAAGACGCAGCUACCUGCGGAACAACAUCUUUCUGCCUCUCCUUAAUGGUGAAAGACCUCACAGUGACAUGAAAGCGUGGAGGGAAAACUUCCUGCAAAUCGAGAAGUUGGUGCUAAUUGGAGGACCGGAUGAUGGUGUCAUCACACCGUGGCAGUCAAGCCACUUCGGAUUCUAUGACAGCAGCGAAAACGUCGUAGAAAUGCAGAACCAGGAGUUUUACAUGAACGAUGCCUUUGGGCUGAAGACGCUGGACCAACGUGGCGAUGUGGUGGCGUGUGUUCAUUCAGGGGUGAAGCACACAACCUGGCACUCCAACUUCACAGUGUUCAGGAACUGCAUGGAGAAGUGGCUCACAUAAAAACAACUCUCCAACAGCAAAACAGUGGAAGUCCGUCCAGAUGUGAAUACAUUUUGUGCAAUCAAAGAAAACAAUGAUUUACUCCUGUCUGUGCAAAUGUGCAGGAUUUGUGCUUACUGCAGUAUUCAUAUUGCACAACUGACUGCUGUAAUUUUUUUUAAAAAGGUUUUUAUUUUAUUAACAUGAUUUGCUUAUAUAAGUGUAUAAGUUGCAUUUAUAAUCAGCUUUCAGGUUAUGAUGAACUAUCUCUUUAUAAGCCAUCUUAUUUAAUGUUUUAAUGUUUUCCACUGAUCAAUAUUAUGUUGAUAAUAAUUAUCUAUGAAACAUCUUUUAAACUGUUGUUUUUGUCUGAUUCACAGAAAGUGCAUUUUGUACACAGCCAAAACUUUGUGAUCCUAUUUUGUACCUUGAGAAGUCCUUCAUGGAAAUAUCUUGAAUAUUGAGCGUAGCUGCUGCUCUCAUUUCUCAUUCUGUGCAUCCUCACUUCCACUCCGUGCACCUUCAGAUGGCGGUGUAAGGGCAGGAGGUGAGGAAGAUCUACAAGGAGAGAGGAAGUAGUAUACUCAGAAGUACAGAGUAUAACUUCCUGUCCACUGUGUGCUUACUGUCAGUAUCACACCCACAGUGGUGAAGAAUCGGCUGUAUGCACAGCUGAGCUCCUGAUUAAUCACUCAGUGCCCUCUGGUGGAACUGUAUUGUAAUUUAUAACAAUGUAUUUAUAUCAAAGC
This is a messenger RNA of Pelmatolapia mariae (spotted tilapia), 1692 nucleotides long. RefSeq names its product lysosomal thioesterase PPT2-like. Gene Ontology annotation, molecular function: thiolester hydrolase activity. Gene Ontology annotation, cellular component: lysosome. The record is from RefSeq and is a predicted model, not a curated record. The transcript is spliced from 8 exons. NCBI's taxonomy places the organism in Eukaryota, Metazoa, Chordata, Actinopteri, Cichliformes, Cichlidae. Bases 77 to 964 code for a protein of 295 amino acids.